UAAGAAGGUUGUAUAAAUGUCAAGUUCUUAUAUAAUUGUUUCACAUAGUGUCCAGCAUUGAAGAGUGGAAAAAAGAUUAAACAUUUUUACACAUUGCUUUUUGUACAGAAUGUCUAUUCAUUGGGGCAUAGCAGGUGCUGGAAAAAUAUCACAUGAUUUUGUAUCAUCUUUACGAACAUUACUUGAAAAUGAACAUGUAGUGGUUGCAGUAGCAGCACGAGAACUAUCCAGAGCACAGGAUUUUUCUAACUUACAUAAAAUUAGAAAGGCAUUUGACAGUUAUGCAAAGCUAGCAGAGGAUAAUGAUAUUGAUGUCGUAUAUAUCGGAACGUUAAAUCCACAACAUUUUGAAAUUGCAAAGUUAAUGUUAAAUCAUGGGAAACAUGUCUUAUGUGAGAAACCUUUAACUAUGGAUGCAAAACAAACAACAGAAUUGAUAAACUUAGCAAACGAGAAAAAAUUGUUUUUAAUGGAAGGUAUUUGGAGCAGAUGUUUUCCUGUAUAUGAGAUUCUUAAGCAAGAAAUUGAUUCUGGAAGUAUCGGUGAAAUUUAUCAAAUUCUUGUAUCUUUUGGAUUUAAUCUCUCACAUGUUCAACGAUUAACCCUAAAAAGUCUUGGAGGAGGUACUGUAUUGGAUUUGGGCGUAUAUGCAAUACAAUUGGCUUGUUUGAUAUUUAAUAAUGAAAUGCCUCACAACGUACACGCUACUGGUUGUUUAAAUGAAGAGGGAGUUGAUCAAUCCGUGACUGCUAUCUUUCAGUAUAAAGGGAAUCGCACUGCAACCAUUAUUACUCAUUCUCUAGUUAAUUUGCCCAAUGAAGCAUAUAUUAUUGGUACAAAAGGGAUGAUAAAAGUGCCGAUGUUUUGGUGUCCAACGAGUAUAGAACUUCCACGCGGUACAAUAAAUAAACCACUUCCUGAAACAGAAUGCAAAUUUAAUUUUACUAAUAGUGUUGGGCUGAGUUACGAAGCUACUGAAGUUCGAAAUUGCAUUUUAAAAGGUAUGACUGAAAGUUCUAAAGUACCACACCAUACAUCUUUACUCAUUGCACAAUUAGAGGAUGAGAUUCGAAAACAAGUUGGUGUUACAUAUUAACACGUUCGCUACCAACGUUCAAACAAUAACGUUCAAGGAAAAAUUCGUUAUUUACUGCUCAGUUUGAACCAAGAACAAAUGGUAUAUGCUUAUCAUUAUUUACACUAUACAAGAGCAUCUCGCAAGUAGAUGACACGUAUAUAGAUGAAGUUCAAUUUCCGUCACAGUUAUGUGGCGACAGGUUCUGGAAAGAACUUCUUAUGCAUAUGUAACCAAUGACAGCAAGCUGGUUAAAUAUAUUCAAUAUUAAACAUGUUAUAUUUUG
Molecule: messenger RNA, 1361 nt
Organism: Eufriesea mexicana
Lineage: Eukaryota; Metazoa; Arthropoda; Insecta; Hymenoptera; Apidae
Product: trans-1,2-dihydrobenzene-1,2-diol dehydrogenase
Exons: 5
Coding region: 110-1096 (328 amino acids)
Molecular function (GO): nucleotide binding
Source: RefSeq, a predicted model, not a curated record